Castor canadensis (American beaver) is the source of this 1121-nucleotide messenger RNA. RefSeq names its product Yip1 interacting factor homolog A, membrane trafficking protein (gene Yif1a). Gene Ontology annotation, biological process: endoplasmic reticulum to Golgi vesicle-mediated transport. Gene Ontology annotation, cellular component: Golgi membrane; COPII-coated ER to Golgi transport vesicle; endoplasmic reticulum-Golgi intermediate compartment. Lineage: Eukaryota; Metazoa; Chordata; Mammalia; Rodentia; Castoridae. The record is from RefSeq and is a predicted model, not a curated record.
GAACCAAUAGAAGGCUGCGGAGGGUGACGCCAUGGACAUGGCGGCCACAAUCAGUCGGCUGGUGGACGUGUCGGGCUGCGGGGUAACUUUGGUCUGUGCCGGGGGAGAGGAGCAGCAGCCUAAUUAGCAUCUGUACCCAGGAGGCAGAGCAUCCCGCCCUUGGGGAAGGCGAGCGUUGCGACUAUGGCUUAUCACUCGGGCUACGGAGCCCACGGUUCCAAGCACAGAGCCCGGGCAGCUCCAGAUCCCCCGCCCCUCUUCGAUGACACAAGUGGUGGUUAUUCCACCCAGCCUGGGGGAUACCCAGCCCCAGGAGCCGAUGUGGCCUUCAGUGUCAACCACUUACUUGGGGACCCAAUGGCCAACGUGGCUAUGGCUUACGGCAGCUCCAUCGCAUCCCAUGGGAAGGACAUGGUGCACAAGGAGCUGCACCGUUUUGUGUCUAUGAACAAACUCAAGUAUUUUUUCGCUGUGGACACAGCCUAUGUGGCCAAGAAGCUAGGGCUGCUGGUCUUCCCCUAUACUCACCAGAACUGGGACGUGCAAUACAGUCGUGACAUGCCUCUGCCCCCACGGCAAGACCUCAACGCCCCUGACCUCUAUAUCCCUACAAUGGCCUUCAUCACCUAUGUGCUGCUGGCUGGGAUGGCACUGGGCAUUCAGAAAAGGUUUUCCCCAGAGGUCUUGGGCCUGUGUGCGAGCACAGCUCUUGUGUGGAUGGUGAUGGAGGUGCUAGCCCUGCUUCUGGGCCUCUACCUGGCCACUGUGCGCAGUGAUCUGAGCACCUUCCACCUUCUGGCCUAUAGCGGCUACAAAUACGUGGGGAUGAUCCUCAGUGUGCUCACAGGGUUGCUAUUCGGCAGUGAUGGCUACUAUGUGGCCCUGGCCUGGACUUCGUCUGCUCUCAUGUACUUUAUCGUGCGCUCUUUGCGGACAGCAGCCCUGGGCCCUGAUGGCAUGGGGGGCCCAGCCCCUCGACAGCGUCUCCAGCUCUACCUGACUCUGGGAGCUGCAGCCUUCCAGCCCCUCAUCAUAUACUGGCUGACCUUCCACCUGGUUCGGUGACCUGUGGUCCCAAAUGGCACUGAUUUUUCCAUACAUUGAAGAGUUGGUUUCCUUGA